Penaeus chinensis is the source of this 2172-nucleotide messenger RNA. RefSeq names its product tubulin alpha-1D chain. Lineage: Eukaryota; Metazoa; Arthropoda; Malacostraca; Decapoda; Penaeidae. Gene Ontology annotation, molecular function: GTP binding; structural constituent of cytoskeleton. Gene Ontology annotation, biological process: mitotic cell cycle; microtubule cytoskeleton organization. Bases 95 to 1453 code for a protein of 452 amino acids. The transcript has 9 exons. Gene Ontology annotation, cellular component: microtubule; cytoplasm. The record is from RefSeq and is a predicted model, not a curated record.
CACGAGUUGGAGAGCGUUCGGGAGGCCCCUUGUCCACCUCCUGUGAAUCGUAUCCUCUGUGUUGUGAUCGACAACCUAGACUUUUCGAAGCAAAAUGCGUGAGUGUAUCAGCAUCCACGUGGGCCAGGCCGGCGUGCAGAUCGGCAACGCCUGCUGGGAACUAUACUGCCUGGAGCAUGGCAUCCAGCCCGACGGCCAGAUGCCCUCCGACAAGACCGUGGGCAGCGGCGACGACUCCUUCAACACCUUCUUCAGCGAGACCGGCUCCGGGAAGCACGUGCCCAGGGCCGUCUUCGUCGACCUGGAGCCCUCGGUUAUCGACGAGGUGCGGACGGGAACCUACCGCGCCCUCUUCCACCCCGAGCAGCUGAUUACUGGCAAGGAGGACGCCGCUAACAACUACGCCCGCGGUCACUAUACCAUUGGCAAGGAGAUCGUCGAUGUGGUACUCGAAAAGGUGCGCAAGUUGGCCGACCAGUGCACAGGCCUCCAAGGCUUCCUGAUCUUCCACUCGUUCGGCGGCGGCACUGGCUCCGGCUUCACCUCCCUGCUGAUGGAGAGGCUCUCGGUCGACUACGGCAAGAAGAGCAAGCUGGAGUUCGCCAUCUACCCCGCGCCUCAGGUCGCCACCGCUGUUGUGGAGCCCUACAACUCCAUCCUGACGACCCACACCACCCUGGAGCACUCCGACUGCGCCUUCAUGGUCGACAACGAAGCCAUCUACGACAUCUGCCGCAGGAACUUGGACAUCGAACGCCCCACCUACACUAAUCUGAACCGACUGAUUGGUCAGAUCGUGUCAUCAAUCACCGCUUCUCUCAGGUUCGACGGCGCCCUUAACGUGGACCUGACAGAGUUCCAGACCAACCUGGUGCCCUACCCCAGGAUCCACUUCCCCCUGGUCACCUACGCCCCCGUCAUCUCCGCCGAAAAGGCUUACCACGAGCAGCUCUCCGUCGCCGAGAUCACCAACGCUUGCUUCGAGCCUGCUAACCAGAUGGUGAAAUGCGACCCACGUCACGGCAAGUACAUGGCCUGUUGUCUCCUGUACCGAGGUGAUGUUGUACCCAAGGACGUGAACGCUGCCAUUGCCGCCAUCAAGACCAAGAGGACCAUCCAGUUUGUGGAUUGGUGCCCUACAGGUUUCAAGGUGGGCAUCAACUACCAGCCUCCUACAGUGGUGCCCGGCGGUGACCUGGCAAAGGUAGCUCGUGCCGUGUGUAUGCUGUCCAACACCACCGCCAUCGCUGAGGCCUGGGCACGUCUCGACCACAAGUUCGACCUUAUGUAUGCCAAGAGGGCUUUCGUGCACUGGUACGUGGGCGAGGGCAUGGAGGAGGGCGAGUUCUCCGAGGCCCGUGAGGACUUGGCCGCGCUCGAGAAGGACUACGAAGAGGUCGGCCUCGACUCCGCUGAGGGCGAGGGCGAAGAGGAAGAAGGCCAGGAGUAUUAAAAAUAAGAAAUCAAAAACAAAACAAAGCAAACAAAAAACCCAAAAAAUAAGCAUAAAAGAAGAUCAAUAAUAAAUGAAUAAAAAAACAAAAAAACGAUAAUAGCAAAAAGACAAAGCGACUCCACCUCCUCCUCCAAAAAGUCAAGUCGGCUCUCGAGGGCGUUCUUGAGGCUACUACUACAGCUGACGUUGAGGGACCGCCCAGGAUGCUGAUCAACUUGCGCCACCCGGUGAAAAUAACGCGACAGGAGACUUUUUCCUUCUUGGGACUCUAUAUUUUUCUUACACGACGAAGAAUUAGAAAAAUUAAAGAUGAAGAGAUGAAAAUAAACAGAAACAAAAUCUGAGGACUCUAAACGACGGUGAAAAUUUCGUACGAAAAACAAAACAAAUAAACACGAAGUGAAUAUUGCCAAGUGACAUACCGACGAUGAUAUAAAAAAAAAAAGGUCAAAAGAAGACAUAAAAGGGAGAGAGUGAAGCAGAAGAACAAUAAAACAGGAAAAUAUUAACCAACCACUACAGACUUACGAGAGAAUUCUGUGGCGUCACUUCCAUAACAGCGAAGACAAGCGGCAAAAUUAACUCCGUAGAGACCGCCGGCUCCUUCUCUUUUUAUUCUCAUAACUCGAACGCCAAAGAGGAAUUUUCGAAGGCAGCUGGAAGGUCGAUGGGAGUGCUCUUACCUUCCCUCAAGUGACGUCUUAGAAUUGCAAAAA